Molecule: messenger RNA, 1094 nt
Organism: Scaptodrosophila lebanonensis
Lineage: Eukaryota; Metazoa; Arthropoda; Insecta; Diptera; Drosophilidae
Product: serine/threonine-protein phosphatase PP1-like
Exons: 1
Coding region: 72-1022 (316 amino acids)
Cellular component (GO): cytoplasm; nucleus
Molecular function (GO): protein serine/threonine phosphatase activity
Source: RefSeq, a predicted model, not a curated record
UAUUUUCUUGUAGUAUAUAAUUCCCUAUAGGUAUUCUUUAGUAUUUUACAAAAAAAUUUUAAUUGUAAGCAAUGUUAGAUAGCCAACUUGAAGAAUUAAUUAACAAACUGAAAAUCUGGAAACACACCCACAAACACCACGAAAUGAUUCCUGAAAUGGAUAUGUACGCAUUGCUGGAAUUGGCACGAGACGCCCUUCUCGCCGAACCCAUGCUCCUCGACGUACAUGCACCGGUCAAUGUGAUCGGAGACAUUCACGGCCAGUUUGCGGAUUUACUGCGCUACUUUCAUAUGUCGGGCUUCCCACCUACUAAAAAUUAUUUAUUUUUGGGGGAUUACGUGGAUCGGGGAAAAUAUGGCGUGGAAACGCUGACGUUCUUGCUAGCCCUAAGGGUUAGGUUUCCCAAAAAUGUGUUUUUGUUGCGCGGAAACCACGAGUCUGCCUCCAUUAACCAGCACUAUGGUUUUUAUGAUGAGUGCAAAAGGCGAUUUACGGUGAGGCUGUGGAAAGCAUUUGUGGACUGUUACAACUGCCUGCCUGUUGCUGCCAUCAUUGGUAAGAGAAUAUUCUGUUGCCAUGGCGGACUAAGCCCUGUCCUCUACGACAUGGAAGACAUACGCCAAUUGAAGCGACCCACUGAGGUAAAGAGCUCCGGUCUUAUGUGUGAUCUGCUCUGGUCGGAUCCGGACGCAGCUGUCACAGGGUGGGCGCAUAGUGAACGCGGUGUGAGCUUCAAAUUCGGCCCCGAUGUGGUCCAGCAUUUCCUACACCGUCAUUCACUGGACCUCGUUUGUCGCGCUCACCAAGUUGUCGAGGAUGGCUAUGAGUUCUUUGCAAAGCGCCAACUGGUCACCGUCUUCUCUGCCGUUAACUAUUGUGGAGAGUACGACAAUGCGGGUGCUAUGAUGAGCGUUGAUGAGGCCCUUAAUAUUUCGCUGGUGGUAAUGAAGCCACACAAACGCGUUAAGGUGUCAGAAGGUGGCAAACCGCUCAUAGAGAAGGCAAUCGAUUUGCAUGUAUAGCAAAUAAUAAGUAUGUAGUACGCCUGUGUGGAAUGCUCCUCUCAAUAAAGCUAAAUAGCUUUUGAAACAUUA